Molecule: messenger RNA, 1140 nt
Organism: Punica granatum (pomegranate)
Lineage: Eukaryota; Viridiplantae; Streptophyta; Magnoliopsida; Myrtales; Lythraceae
Source: RefSeq, a predicted model, not a curated record
GAAGUUGGUGGGCGGAGUGGAUAUGGCUUUCUAGCUACGUACACUUCUGAGGUUUACCCAUAAGUUAUGAAAACCUUAUGCCUUUUCUCUUAUAAAUAUGGGACUCUCCACUCCAUUUCUAACCUUCCACCAACCUCAAACCCUAACUUGGGGACGCUUGAAUCGGAGCAAAUAGCCUUAUUUCAAUUCGGUAUGGAGAAUGGAAAAGUUCCAUUACUACCUCUAGCCCUAGAUCUCGGUACGAGCAGCUCAAUCCACCCGUCGGCCAUUAACUCCCUGCAAAUCCCUUCAUUAUUGCUUCCUCCUAACCUAUUACAAGAGUACUGUCAGCUGUCCAAUUUGGAUGUGGAAUGGGUCAAUAAUUUUCUUUUCGGUUCCAUGACGAAGUUCGGUAUCAACAAUGACUCUCAGAAGCCUACUUCACCAGCGCCUGCAGAUAAUGCGUCCUUAACCUCUAUGGUUGGUGCUAAUAAUGUUGUUGGUCGUGAAGGAAACAAUACUAACGAUGGAUCCUUGGGAGCAGCCGGGUCGAGAGUUACUGAUAACAGGAAAGUGACCGGAAGGUCGAAGAAAUCGGUUCCACAGAGGGUUGCUUUCCAUACUCGGAGUGCCGAUGAUGUUCUUGAUGAUGGGUACCGGUGGCGGAAGUACGGGCAAAAAGCUGUGAAGAACAGUAGUCACCCCAGGAGCUAUUAUCGAUGCACGCACCAUACAUGCAAUGUGAAGAAACAGAUCCAGCGACUUGCAACGGACUCGGGCAUCGUCGUGACGACAUAUGAAGGGAAGCACAACCAUCCGAGUGAGAAGCUCAUGGAGACCUUGGCUCCUCUGCUGAAGCAACUGCAGUUGCUCACCAGAUUCUAGCAGAAUGAAUUUGCUUCCUCCCAGUCGUCAAAACCAUGCAAUUGUUGGAGUACAACCACAAUCAACGACACAUGUAUUUGCAGUGCAGAAUGACAAAUAAAAACCCUUUUUAAAGCCGUACAAGAUAGUAACGCAACAGGAGCGUGACAUAUGAACAAAUUAUGUAUAUUAGACCACGUCAUGCAUAGUGCGGUGGUACGUUUAUCUUUUUUCUUAAUUAAAAAUGUAAAUACUCAUUCACUUGUUUUCGUUUUAAAAUUUAUUUUCUAUUUGUUA